Molecule: messenger RNA, 999 nt
Organism: Camelus dromedarius (Arabian camel)
Lineage: Eukaryota; Metazoa; Chordata; Mammalia; Artiodactyla; Camelidae
Gene: TMEM225B
Product: transmembrane protein 225B
Exons: 6
Coding region: 125-805 (226 amino acids)
Biological process (GO): negative regulation of phosphatase activity
Source: RefSeq, a predicted model, not a curated record
GCCAGGUUCCCCCAGUCGAGGGCCCGGUGAGCGGCGGCGGCGGCCGGACCGAGAGUAGUUACCAAGAGCCUGCAAGUUCCUGUCUUUUUUCAUUCCUGAUUCUCCCCAUUGGCCUAAGCUGGGCAUGGGGCGCCCAGUGAUGCUGACUUUAGAGGACAAGGACAUGAAGGGAUUCACCUGGGCCACGGCCCCUGCCUUGACCUCCCUGGGCUACCUGCUCAUCUUGCUGGCCUCCAUCUUUCCCUUCUGGGUGCGUCUCGUGAACGAGGAGUCCCAGGAAGUGUUUUUCAGUGGCCUGUUCGAGAACUGCUUCCAUAUCAAGUGCUGGAAGCCUCGACCCUUAUCCGUUUACAUCAUCCUCGGCCGCGUUUUCCUGCUGUCUGCGGUCGUCUUGUCUUUCCUCACCACCUUCAUCAUGGUGUCCUUUGCAUCUCAGCUCUUCCCAAGGACCCGGAAGCACAAUUUUGUGUCGGCCUCCGUCAGCUUCCUCACAGGGGCCUGUGCCUUCCUGGCCUUGUUGCUGCAUGCGUUGGAGAUCCAGAACCUGAGGAUGAAGCCCAGCCCCCCGCAGUUCUCCGUGCAGUGGCCUUACUACGUCAUGGGCUUUAGCAUCCUCCUGUUCAUAGUGGCCGGUGCCAUCUGCCUCGUUCAAGAAACAGCCUGCCUUCGCUGCCGUUUGUUGCCCAUUUCCCAGAAUUUUGAGGAGACCCAAGGGAUCUCGCACCUGGAAAACCUGGAGAGUCUGGGAGGAGAACUGAGCACAAUACAAAAGGAGACACUGCUGAAGGAAGAAACAAUGAUCUAGCCCAGGCUAGGCUGCGCUCUGCGCUCCGUCGGGCCGUGCGCGCGCCCGCGGGCCGGCGUAGGUGGCCCCCGCCUCGGCCAGCCUCCGCACUUCUGAUGAGGCUCUUGGGUGUCAGGAUCGGCCCUCCACGCCCCUGCUCACGGGGACUCUAUCUUGCUUGUGUUUGAAAUUUGUUAAAAGUUUUUUUAAUUCUU